AUGCCUACAGAACAGCAAGAUCCAUCACAGAAUCCUAAUUCUGCCUAUUAUCUUAGUAACAGUAAUUUGAAUGCCACUAAAUCAGCGAGAAUUGAGUUUGAAGGUGAAGGAAAAAGUUUCAGUGAUUGGAAAAGAUCAAUGAUGAUAGCAUUGUCUGCUAGAAACAAGCUUUGCUUUGUAGAUGGCAGCCUAAGUCAACCAGCAGUAAAUUCUGCAAACUAUAGAAUGUGGAUCAGAUGCAAUGAUUUGGUCAUUUCAUGGAUGUUGGCUUCUCUUGAACCUUCGAUUGCAAGAAGUGUUCUAUAUCUUAAAACAGCAAGAGCAAUUUGGCUUGAAUUGGAAGAAAGAUAUUGCAGAGAAUCUGGACCUCAACUAUUUUCUAUUCAACAGCAACUAAGUGAAUUAACACAAGGUGAUGAUGAAGCUGUUGCUAGUUUUUUUACCAAGAUCAAACUUCUGUGGGAUCAGCUUGAUGGAUUGGAACCUUUACCUAUCUGUGUUUGCACUGGUUGUAGUUGUACACUCACUCAGAAAUUGUUAAAAACACAGCAGAAUCAAAGAUUGAUUUAG
This is a messenger RNA of Spinacia oleracea (spinach), 570 nucleotides long. RefSeq lists its product as uncharacterized. NCBI's taxonomy places the organism in Eukaryota, Viridiplantae, Streptophyta, Magnoliopsida, Caryophyllales, Amaranthaceae. The coding region runs from base 1 to 570 and encodes 189 amino acids. The record is from RefSeq and is a predicted model, not a curated record. The transcript has a single exon.